Pipistrellus nathusii (Nathusius's pipistrelle) is the source of this 489-nucleotide messenger RNA. The record is from the annotation of a GenBank genome assembly. Lineage: Eukaryota; Metazoa; Chordata; Mammalia; Chiroptera; Vespertilionidae.
AUGGGGCUGGAGACGGAGAAGGCGGACGUGCAGCUCUUCAUGGACGAGGACGCCUACAGCCAGCACAGCGGCCUGGACUACGGCCCCCCCGACAAGUACGCGGACUCGGACCCGGACCGGGACCCCCACCAGCUCAACUCGCAUCUCAAGGUGGACUUCCAGGACGUGAUCGCGGAGCCCGAGGCCACGCACUCCUUCGACAAGGUGUGGAUCUGCAGCCAUGCCCUCUUCGAGAUCAGCAAGUACGUGCUCUACAAGUUCCUGACCGUGUUCCUGGCCGUGCCCCUGGCCUUCGCCGCGGGCAUCCUCUUCGCCACCCUCAGCUGCCUGCACAUCUGGAUUAUCAUGCCUUUUAUAAAGACCUGCCUGAUGGUCCAGCCUUCGGUGCAGACCAUCUGGAAGAGCGUGACAGACACGGUCAUCGCCCCGCUGUGUCUGAGCACAGGACGCAUCUUCUCGUCGGUCAGCGUGCAGCUGAGCCGAGACUGA